GGUUCCACUGAUCAACGCCCAAACUUAUGAAUACACACAUUUAUCUCCACGCGAGGCCGCGUUUCAGUGUUCCUAAUGUUUGUGUUUAUAAGCGGGGCUAUGCGCUAGCAGGGUUAGCACCUAAAGCUAGCGCUGCACUGGGCAUGUCUGGAUGUGCUGUCUGUACGGCUGCGCUGACUGCAUGCCCCUCCGUGUCUGACUUAGCUUUUAGGUGUUUUUUUAUUUUAUUAUUUUUCUUUUAAUUUGUACGAAUUUCAUUUCCUUCGUCACGUCGACAGUCGUAAACUACAACCACGCACUUAAACUUACGGUCGUCUUUUAGAUAUAGCGCCGAAGUCAGGCUUGUUUCCAUGUGUUGGUUCUGUGAUGUAAAUGAAGCUACAUUCGUGGCGGCAGCGGUGAAGCCUCUGGUUUUACCAUCGAAACGGCGGUAAAUUAAUGACUAUUGUGCAUUUUGAGCACUGAACUGGUUUCCAACAGGGGAACCGUGGACCCGCUCAGCCCUCGACUGAACCCCUCCUGUCACUUCCACAAACACGGAAAACUGGGAGCACGUCGCUUUAAUUCAGACGCCAUCCCCCCCAGUGGAGGAAAAAGGCGCACUUCUAUUGAAAAGAAAAUCGCCCGGAGAGACGAGAGAAGACGGUUAUGAAGUACUGAGAGUGGAGGCAGCUGUAGCGUUAUGACCUUGGUCUGUAUUAUUGCAGCAUGAGGAAACAUGUACCACAGAAAGCUAUAGAGUGGAAAGAUGCCAAACGGAUCAAACAGGCCCGGAGUGGACGCCCCUCCAGGGUUCCCUCACAGUUCCAAGGACACUUCAGUUGGGAGAAAUACCUCAGAGAAACCGGCACCGUCGCUGCACCCGCGUCCUGCUUCAGACAGAGCGCCACCCCUCCAGUAAAUGAGUUCAAGGCCGGGAUGAAGCUGGAGGCCCAGGACCCUCGGAACACCACCUCUACCUGCAUCGCCACGGUGGUUGGCCUGACGGGCUCAAGGCUGCGGCUGCGUUUGGACGGGUCCGACAACAAGAACGACUUCUGGCGCCUGGUGGACUCCUCGGAGAUCCAGCCCAUAGGCAGCUGUGAGAAGAAGGGAGGGAUGCUGCAGCCACCGCUGGGUUUUCGUCUGAACGCGUCCUCGUGGCCCAUGUUCCUUCUGAAAACACUAAACGGAGCGGAGAUGGCACCUUCUCGCAUUUUUCACAAGCAGGAGCCCCCUGCCCCAGAACAGAACUCCUUUCAGGUCGGUAUGAAGCUGGAAGCGGUGGACCGGAAAAAUCCUCAUUUCAUCUGUCCGGCAACAGUGGGCGCUCUGCGCGGGGCCGAGGUGCUGGUCACCUUUGACGGCUGGAGAGGAGCCUUCGACUACUACUGCCGCUACGACUCGCGGGACAUCUUCCCCGUCGGGUGGUGCGCCCUGACUGGAGACAACCUGCAGCCACCUGGAACCAAAGCUGUGUUACCAAAGUCUGUCGGAGGAUUGACAGACGGCAGUGUCGAGAGUCAAGCCAUGCAUCCCAGUCCUUCGGUGGGCCGACCUCCGGGUCAAAGAGGACGGAAGCCAGGGAAAGUAAAGGUCAAAGGUGCCCUUGGUGACAAGGCCUCAGGUUUGGCACCACAAACUGUCCAGUCGAACAAAGAGGCUGGACUUUUCAAGGUCCCCAAGAAACGAGGACCAAAGCCAGGAUCAAAGAUGGCCUGGAAAAAGAGAGCGGGUUGGCUGGAAGACUCCAUUGCCGUCCCAGGAAGGUCGGUAGCAGGCCCAGGGAGAACGAGGGGCAGGCUGCCCACCAACUCAGCACAGAGACUGGGACAACAGGCCCUCACUCAACCCACAAAGAUCCCAAAGAAGAGAGGGCCGAAGCCUGGGAGCAAGAGAAAACCACGGCUGGUCCCUAAUCCCGUCCCAACGUCUCCCAUCAGUAGCACUCCAGAACCUGACACCAGCACCGUGCCCCAGGACAACGCCACCAUCCCCAACUCUGCACUCCAGGCUCCCACAGUUUGCGUCUACCUGAACAAGUACGGGAAGGUGGGGCCCCAUUUAGACCAGAGGCGUAUCCAGCAGCUCCCAGAUCAUUUUGGACCGGGCCGAGCCUCCUCCGUGCUGCAGCAGUGCGUCCAGGCCUGUGUGGACUCCGCCCACAGCCAGAGCACCGUCUUUUCUUGUCUUAAACCUGGUCAAGGCGGCGAAGUCAUUUCUGCCUACUUUGACCAGCAGCAGCACACCCUGACCCUUCCGACAGUCAGCAGUGUCACUUACGUCCUGCGCUUCCUGGAAAAGCUCUGCCACAACCUCCACUGUGACGCACUGUUUGGGAGCCAACCUGUGUCCAGAGGAGGCCUUUACUACAACAGUCACACCUACAGCCCAGGUGAGUCCUUCACAGAGAGGAGCAUCACUGCAUCAGAGCGCUUCAAAAAGGGACCUCUGUCUGUGGAGCUGAGGUCUCCCACAAAGAGCCUGCACCAUCCUGACUUCACUGGCUCAGGCAGUUUGAGUCCCAAGCCCAGCGGUCAGGACCCCAACCUGUGGACGGUGGAGGAGGUCAUGCAGUACAUCAGAGACAUCGAUCCAGUCCUGGCUCCACAUGCUGAUCUGUUCAGGAAGCACGAGAUCGACGGCAGAGCGCUCCUGCUGUUGCGCAGCGACAUGAUGAUGAAAUAUAUGGGGCUGAAGCUGGGCCCCGCCCUCAAACUAACUUUUCAUAUUGAUAAGCUGAAGCGCCCUUGAGGUCAGGUGACCUGAAGGAGGCGCUAAAAGGACUGAAGUCGAACCCCCGUCCCCCGUCCCCUUAACUUCUGUCUUCUGUUGUCGCAGCCCAGUCCUGACGUCGGCCAAUGAGAGACGUUGUUUUUGUGUAGCACAAUCCGUUCGCGGCCCGAUGAACCGGCUCACCGUGGUCUGUCCUACAUUUCAGUGUAAAGUCAAGAUGUUCUCCGUGGACACUGAGCUGCUCUGCUCUCACAUAUAAUCUGUACAUACCUCACAUUUUUAACCAUCGACCUGUAUUUUUGACUUUCUGUCUGAAGGUACUCACAAAACAGAGAAAAAUUUGGUAGAAAGUAAAAAAAAAAAAAAAAAAUUUAAAAACACUAAACUCAUCCUCAGACCUGGAGCAGAGUCUGACACCUGUUUCUGUUUAAGACACAGGUUUUUUUUUUUUUUUUAAAUAAGUGAAAAUGGUGAGGAUAAAAAAAAAACUUGUGUCUCAAACAAACUUUACUGGAUGUUGUUUUCAGUGGCUGGUCUCGCCGUUAUUUGUACUUUUUUUAUUUUUUGAUACUAUAAAAAUAAAGUUAUUAAAGUGA
Messenger RNA from Cynoglossus semilaevis (tongue sole), 3311 nucleotides. RefSeq names its product polycomb protein SCMH1. Bases 709 to 2733 code for a protein of 674 amino acids. NCBI's taxonomy places the organism in Eukaryota, Metazoa, Chordata, Actinopteri, Pleuronectiformes, Cynoglossidae. The record is from RefSeq and is a predicted model, not a curated record. Gene Ontology annotation, biological process: negative regulation of DNA-templated transcription. Gene Ontology annotation, molecular function: chromatin binding; histone binding. Gene Ontology annotation, cellular component: nucleus. The transcript has 15 exons.